AUUUAUUUAUUAUUUAUAUAGUUAUAGAUUUUUCUAUGAAACUUUUUAUGUAUGUGUGUAUGUGAAUAAUCCGAGAUAAUAAGUACAAUAAGUAGAGCGUUAACAUAACGUACACAUGGAUUCUGAAAGAGAAAAUGAUAAGAAAACAUCGCAUUUUGUUGGUGUCCUUGGUAUGAUUCCUCCCAAUCCUGGAAAUAUCCUUGAUAUAAAAAAUUCUAUUCGGAAAGAUAUUGAAAACCCAAAGGAAAUAAUUGUUGAGGCAAAAAACAGAACUAAACAAGACAAAUCGAUACCACAUUCCGGAAACAAUUUUUCGCGUCUCAUUUUGGAUACUGAAACCGAAUAUGAUGAAUAUGAAGAAGAUGAAAAUCUUGUCCAAUGGCAAUUACCAAAGAUGAGAAAACUACCAACACUCUCAUCAAUAUUACGUGAAUGGAGUAUGACACAGGUAUCAGUUGUUGCGCAUAUUUUACAUAAAAAUUCUAUUAAAGUAAAGAAUAAUUACAUCGUCCAAUUUAGCCUAAUUUUUUAGAAAAUAAAAC
Messenger RNA from Monomorium pharaonis (pharaoh ant), 542 nucleotides. RefSeq lists its product as uncharacterized. The record is from RefSeq and is a predicted model, not a curated record. The transcript has 4 exons. Bases 116 to 532 code for a protein of 138 amino acids. NCBI's taxonomy places the organism in Eukaryota, Metazoa, Arthropoda, Insecta, Hymenoptera, Formicidae.